GAAUGCAAACCAUCGGAUCGAACAUCUGGCGACCGGGUUCCCCAUGGAAUUUGCGCAGUCUCCGUACGUACGUACCCUCCACCAAUAGAUACCGAGAAAUGCAGCAAGAAUCCAUCAAGACAGUCAGUCACUCGUACAUGGAGGAAUUCCAAGGGAGGACAUAUGCACGUACACAACACAAGAACCGGGUGGGUCUCACGGGGUUCCGCGAAUUCGCCAUCCGUUUAGGGUUGUCCGUCGAUACUGCAGUUGUCUCUUCGUUCUGCGGUCCGCAAUAAUAGGUGCGCAUGUGCGAGCCUUCGUUUGAUUUUCUGAUCGCUCCGGCGAUCGACGUCGCGAUUUUGGCGCAAUUCUCGACGUUGCGCAGCAGGUGGUGCACCGAACCAAAGAGGGAAUUUUCUGCCGCGAUGGCCGAGUUGUGAGUGGAGCUGGAGACGGAGAAAUAGCAGACAAUGUUGUAGGACAGCAGCGUGUGGAUGUGGCUCGGUGUAGCGUCUUACAGCGACCGCGGGUGGUAGUAUGAGAAGCCACAGGAUGGUCCUCGGCUCGUCGGCAAUAAUCGUUGAGGAGUGAGUUCUUUGUUAGCAGAAGCGAUCGAGUACGUGUUGUUGACUGGGAGUGGUGGAGUUUCCAUUCGACAUGUGCAGGGAAAUGGUGCCGCAAUAGUCUGCCGUACGGGUUCAAGGGCAGUUUGACGAGGAGAACGAGGGGAAUGGUAAUCAAGAGUAAUGAAUCUGGUUAAAUUUCGACUUUAGUUUUGCCCUCGUCCACCCGCAGGACAGGGUUAGCGUGAAACAGGUGUUCCAGGGAGAGCAGUGUAGCUUAGAAUUUGGAUGCACAGGAACCUGGAAACAACUACUGCACCAGAAAAUACGUUUCAAAUAUGAGAUUUUCAUCUAGAAUUUACGACAAGCAAAAUAGAGAGAGACGAAAAGUUCGGUCUCGUCAGUAAGUAGAGGACAGGUUUGUAAUAACAGGUGGCCUUUCUUCUAAUUUUAGGCCUAAUCAGUGUCCACGAACAAACCAUUUCCAAGUGACUACCGGGAGACUCCCCAUAAUCUGUCGUGGUUUCUAUUAGUAUUUGACGUAUUCGGUGCAUUUGGGCGCAUGGCAGGCCUAUUGGUCCUGCAAUCAAAAAGCUUCGACGAAAGAGACGAUCGAUAAACAUUCUCUUUGUGCUCGUCGACGAUCGUGCACGGAGAAGAAAGCAUCGACGCAAGGCUUGUUGGAGGCACUGGGUUUGAAAUAAUUUCAGCUCUGAGAGUAAAUUAAUUGGUUUGAAGGUAUGACGAUAGACCCCCUGGUGCUGAAGCCUAAUUGCAAUGGAUGCGGGACGACCACGGAUCUUUAUGGCAGCACCUGCAAGCAUAUGACAAUAUGUGUACCUUGUGGAAAGUCCUUGGUCGAGACUGGUGGUUCAUGCACCGAGUGCGGUCUUCCAAUUACGCGGCUCAUUCGGGAAUACAGUGUGAAAAAUCAUGUUCCUUCCAAGCAAUUUUUUGUAGGACGGUUCCAUCAAGGAAUCCCGCAUUUUGCAAAGAAGAAGACUGGUGAGACCAAGUGGGCCAUGCAGAAAGACGGAGCUCAGGGGCGACAACUCACUGAUACCCAAAAGGAAAAGUUUAAGCUCAAGCCUUGGAUAUUGGAGGAUGAUAUCGGAGUCCAACAAUUCACAGGGCAAUUGGAAGGUGGACAGCAAGCAACCUACUUUCUUCUAAUCAUGUCGGGAAAUGAUUUCCAGGCCCUACCAGCCGGAAACUGGUACAACUUUCACAAGGUAGCACAGUAUAAGCAACUAACGCUGGAGGAGGCAGAAGAACAAAUGAAAAAUAGGCGCAAGACUGCAGAUGGAUAUCAGCGGUGGAUGAUGAAAGCUGCCAACACAGGGGCUGCCGCCUUUGGUGGGAUUGCGGAUGACGAAAAGGUAACUGGCGGUGGGGGUUCCAGUGGCAGGCGGAAGGGACCCGAAGAUGAUGAUGAUGGAGUAGGCGCCGAUUCUGACAAAGGGGAAGAGGACGAGGAUGAGGAAGAAGCUAGGACCAAAAGGCUCGGCUUGAAGAAUGCCGCAGGUGGUGAUGAAGAUGGCGAAGAACCCGCCAUGGAUCUUGAUCUGGAUGAGGAGGAACCUGAGAAAGGUGACGAUUGGGAGCAUGAAGAAACAUUCACAGACGACGAUGAAGCUGUUGGUAAUGAUCCGGAGGAAAGGAUUGAUCAGGAAAAUCCAGAGGUUCCACCUCCCCCGGAAAUCAAGCAGGAGGAGGAAGAUGAAGAAGAGGGACAAGAAAACCCACAGGAAGAGCCCGGUGGUCUGAGUAAGUCUGGGAAAGAGUUGAAGAAGUUGCUUGGAAAAGCAGCGAAAGAGGACGAUUCCAAUGAAGAAGAAGAUGAAGAGGAUGGUGAUGAAGAUGUCGAUUUGGAUAACGAAGAUAUUGGUCUUUCACCCGUGCUUGCGCCCACACGCAAGGAUGGACCGAAAGAUGAACCUGCGGAGAGUACCCCGGUAAAACCCGCAGCGGCUGCCAAGGCCACUCCUGCUUCUGCAUCGGCAGCCAAAGGCAAGAGGAAAGCAGCUGACGAGUCAAAAGCCAAUGGUGCAGCUUCAGCUAAAAAGGCUAAAGCCGAGCCAAAAACGUCACCUGUUGCUGCAAGCAAAAAGGAUGUCAAUGCAGCCGUUAAAGCAGCCACCACACCAUCUGCCAAGGCUCCAGUAGCAGCCGCAGCUGCAAAACCUGCUCCACCUGCCAAUCAGGCAGUCACAGAAGAUGAGGUUAUGAGAGUAUUAAAAUCGACUGGGCCUAUCAAGAGCACGGAUCUUGUAGCCAAGUUUCGAAGCAGACUUCGUUCACCAGAGGAUAAGUCAGCAUUUGCGGCUAUACUCAAGAAGAUUUCUCGUAUACAGAAAACGGAUGGAGCCAACUACAUCGUUCUUCGCUAUUGAUCAGAAAUCUUUGUCUGGACCAAAGGAUUUCCCUUCGGGAAGGAAAAGAAAGCAUGCUGCAUCUUGGCGAAUUUCCUGAUGCCCUUCAUUUAGUCAUGUUUUCGGGAUGAUCUGUAUCUGCGCCAUUGCAUGAUGGGAUUAUAGGAAGCUGUUUAUUGCCUACACGUACGCGGCCACUUGUGUCCUAUAGAUCAUCCAUUCGGCUGAGAUGAGAGUCUCAUGUCCCCUUGUGUACGUGCAAAUCCUGGUAUUGGAGAGAUACUGCAACUUGCAGGUGAAAGUUUUUAGCCAAAAUAUACGUUGUAGGCAAUGUCUCCAGUCGACUUUAUUACCAGACUGGAGACAGGCUUCAGCUUAAUUUAUGAUUGGAUUAAUAUCUACUCAAGAACCGUGUGAUGUACUCAAGCAAGCAACAAGCACAGUCCAGAUAUCAGUAACAUAGUGUUCAGCUAGACAAGCAAGAUACAGGACGAUGUGGAGAUCUGUACAUAACCACUAACAAUCGAAACUAGUGAGUGCUUCGAACCUUGUGCUCGAAGUUACUCAAUCCGGUCACUGAAUCGACCAGGCAAUCUGUAAGAUAAAAUGUGUACCUUGGUAGUGCGAAAAUUUUAAAUUGCAGUCAGUCAGUUAUGGUAGAUUCUAUCUUGAUGCGUAUUUUUUGGUAUAAGAUGCAGGAGUUGAAUUGUAGUCGAUACGCCCAUCAACUUUGUGUAAUCCAGUCAAGAAAUUUUCGAAGUUACACCUACAUAUAGCUCAAGUUGCCCAAUUC
Molecule: messenger RNA, 3710 nt
Organism: Marchantia polymorpha subsp. ruderalis
Lineage: Eukaryota; Viridiplantae; Streptophyta; Marchantiopsida; Marchantiales; Marchantiaceae
Source: the annotation of a GenBank genome assembly